CAGACUCGCCCUCCACCCUUUGGUCGUGCAGGGUGUCAUUCUCUUCUUGUACGCCAUGUUCUCCCUACUGACCAUGACCUCCUCCAGCAUCUUGAUCGGAGUAUAAUGAAGGACCCCACACGCAACGACUCGGACACUGUAGAAUACAAGCCUUCAAAGCGCAAGAAAUCGACCGAAGGACCCGUCGAAUACUCCACACGAGACCCUACAUGGGAAGAACAAUUGAGACUGCCGAAGAGGUUUCAUGAAUUUGGCCCAGGUACUUGGCCGGCGUCACGUAUACUAGAAGAGAAGGUUGUUAAGGUUGGGAAGACAAAGAGGAAAUACUAUCUGGUAGAGUGGGAGAAGCACCCAGAAUCUGGAGAACGGUGGGAACCUUCGUGGAAACCCGCCAGUGAUCUACUCGGAGCAACUCUGCUUGAGGACUGGGAACUGUGGAAGCAUACUGGCGACGAACGUUUGGGCGAACGAGACAUCAGCCGACCUACUGCACCUGUCGGAAAGCCCCAGACCAGAGGAAGCGCAGCUAUUCGCAGAAUACCGGAUUCUUCAAGUGAAGCUGGAUCACAACAGUCGAAUAGACCUCAUCGAAGAACAUCAUCGCGAACUUCAAAUCACCCGGCUUUUUCCAGCCCCAAAGACAGCUCCGAGCAAGCCACGAACAAGACUUGGAGAUCAGCUUCGUCCCCUAUCGAGAUAGCCGAGACUCAGCAGGACUCGUCCCAACGCCUUUCUGUAUCGGUAGCGAUUCCUCCCAUCACCAUCGACAAGAGCGAGUACGAGUCACUGCACUCAAGCCAAAUCAAAUCCGACGGAGCUAUCAGAGGGCUUUUCUCGCCCGCGCACAGUCAAGCUACUCCUUCUAGAUUGUCAUCUCAACUUCCCGUCAGUCAGUCUUCUUCCGAUAAGGAACGCGCUAUCCCCUUGACCUCCUCUUCUGACCACGAGCCUAUUCUACUCGAAAGAGGUGUCACGCCUCCAGUUACUAACCGGCCGACGGCCAGACCGACGGUUGGCCACACGUCUCGAUCUUCGGUAAACACCAACCGUGCUAAGGCCAACGCUCAUUCCAGUCCAUCGUCUAUACAAAAGCAACAAACCAAAGACGCUAAAAGCCCAACAGAGUAUUCUAGACCUCUCACGAGACACAUCCCUAGCUCGUCGAGGCCCUCUCGCUCCAGCCUACUUGUCUCGCCCCAGGACGUUCCAAGAACAGAUCGAGAGUCCAGAGGAGCCCGCGAAUCUAGCGAAGAGCUUGGUACGCCUUUCAACCGGAGAAGUAGUCAGACAGCGAACAUCAAUCGAGGCGUUUCGUCGCCCCGUACGAACACACAGUCUCAACGUCAGAACGGCUCUACGUCAUCGCCUUGGGUAUCCGAAAGUCAAGCCCCUAUUCCAUUCACUGUUGGCUCGGGGCCCGAAAAGCCCGAGAGACGGCUGUCAGAAGGCUUUUCAUCCCCAAGACCUUCUCGUUCUGCCAUUAGACGGCCAAUGGCUUCUUAUCCUACACGAGUUAUGAGUCCUCCAGGCUCCACGUCUGAAAGAGCCUCGUUGUUGAGUGCAGGGACAGUACCAGGCAGUAUUCCGACUGAGUCUGGUCAGCAGUCGUCAUCAGGCGACGUAGACAUGGCUGUCAGUGCAAUGGGCUCGUCUCCGGUGGCAAGUCAUCGUCGGAACAUUUCCGAACCAGGACUUGUUCCCAGCAUCGCUCCGCAAGCGCCAAUCUACGAUGUUACACUAGGCGGAAGUGCAUUGCCAAUCCAGAACUCAAUCGAAGAGGAACCACAGUCUUCGAGCGGCGAGCAAUCAUCAGCGGAAUCCAAGGCAAGCUCCAGUCAACAGUCUGUCGAGAAUGAACUAGAUAUUGCCCAAAUCGACGGACUGGUGCUCCCUAGUUACCCCAUUCUUGGCCCAGCAGAGUAUGCAGUGGCUUUGCCAGCCGAAGGCAAGAUCCAGUCCACGUACUCCGACAUCAUCAAAUCGAAGAAGAAGGCUAUUCUCAAAUUUCUCAAUCGACACGAAUCCGUCGGCUCCUCGAAUGGCUCUCCCAAUCGAACACAGGAGAGAAACGAAAUGAUGGAGUUGAUUCAGCUAUUGAACGAUACAGUGACUCACAUGGAUCUGGGCCUUCCGGGGAUCUCUACCCAAUAUUCAAUCCAGUCUGAGCAACAUGCCGCAUAUGCGAACUACGCAGGGUCGAAAUUCUCGCUACUCGGCCAUCUUGUUGACAUGUUGAAGCAUGUCGAAUGCUCGAUCGUUAUCAUGACUCAAGCAGGCACAAUCCAAGACUUGCUUGAGCAUUAUCUGAAACUGAAGCAUGUCAGCGUGAGACGGCAAGACCGUCUCGCCGCCUCCAGAUCACCGGUGCCGGACCGCGCACCGAGUGAAUUCCAGGUUGAACUAGUCAGCACGUUCUCCACCCACUCAGUCGUCUUCCCCCUCAAACCUAUCUUAAUGAUAGCUUUUGAUGCGUCCUUCGACACGCAAGAUCCGCAAGUCAUGCGCAUUAGACAAUACUUUUCACCAAAGCCUCCGGCGCUAUUACCAGUGGUCCACUUUAUCGUGUCCAACUCAUCUGAGCACGUUGAUCGAUGUCUGCCGAAAGACAUGCCAUCCCCUGCGAGAUUGAAGCUUCUGGUGCGUGCGAUAUAUCAGGCUCGACCGAAUUUGGGAGGCAAGCCAACUUAUGUCCGAUCCCCGUCAGAUGAACCAGAAGGUAGACCUAUGGACUUCGCAGACCUCCAGCGAGCAUUGAGAAAGAGUCCUGAACGCAAGCUGGCCAUCCUUGCCUCAAUAAUUACCAGGGCCUCGCUGUCACAAGACUGGGACACCAACUGGACUUUAGGGUCAAUGCCCGAGUUGCAGUUGACAGAAAUGGACAUCCUCCCACAAAGAUCCAGCGGCGUGCCAACGGUUUCGACAACACCGAGAGAACCUGCUGCUCGAUCGAGAACGCCCGCGUCGCGGUCUGGCACACCAUCUGGCAAGAAGCGUUUGCUGGAAGUUGACAACGUCCUACCUGCCUUGAACAAGCGGCAACGACUUACUCCUACUCCUCUCCGAGAUUCUGUAGAGGUUGGCCAUAUCGGAAAUGACACCAGUAGUCGAAUGGAACAGCUUCAAGAUCUUGUGAACAAACUCCAGGCUGGGAUCCAGGUCGAACGCGAUGCUAAGCAGAAAGCGGAACAGGAUGCAAGUCGAGUUCGAGAGCAACUCGACCAAUGGAAGAAGGACCAUUCUGCCCUCCAACGACGUUACGAAAAGCGAAUGACGAAAUGCCAUGAAUUAGAGACGUCCAACAAGAAACUUCUCAAGAUCAUCGAAAACAACAAGGUGCGGCAGGAAAGAGGCACCGAAGAGAAUGGUACACUGAAGCGCAAAGUCACUGAGCUUCAGGCAGAGUUGACCACUGUGCGAGAAGAGGUGAAAGCUGGGGUUGGUGACGCGGCAGCCUUGGAAGCCGCAAGGGGAGAAGCCCGUGGUCUUCAGGCAAAGAAUCGUUAUCUAGACAAAUCACUCGAAAAUACACGCAAAGAUUUCGAGUUUACGCGGUCACAGUAUCAAGAAGCAUCAAACAAAGCAGCCGAAUUUGCUGGACAGGUCAGAGACUUGGAGGCAAAGGUCGCAGAGCUGACACAGCAGGCGGGUGACGAGAAGCGGCGCCUCAUGGAGAAGAGCCAUACGAACAGCAUUGAGAAACAUCUGGCCAAGGUUCAGGAGCUUGAAUUGGGUAUCAAGACCCGGGAGGUGCUGCUUCGAAAACUUGAGGAAGAGAAUCGUCAAUUGAAGAGGACACGCGGCGUUCAGACACGAGGCUCUAGCGUCCAACCUCCAGGAAGUCCUGGCCUCGAUCAGCCAACCAGAGGAACAAGGAGUCGUCAAGCAAGUCCAGCUCCGGGGUUGUUUCCCAAUUCUCACCAUGCGGGUGCUGCAAACAGGGGAAGCCUCCUUAGACAUGAGCGAUAGCCUCGCAAGGAGAACCGUGCGAGGGCAGUACCGAUCAAGAAGCCUAGGAGAUGAUGAGUUCGUGUGGUGGCCACAUUCGAAGCCUUGAAGGAGGCAGUAAUUCUCGGGGGUUGCGCCCAUGGUUGCCUUGGUGUUUGUCUUCGGGGAAGAAUAAGAAUAAAUAACAAAGAAC
This is a messenger RNA of Exophiala xenobiotica, 4138 nucleotides long. RefSeq lists its product as uncharacterized. Lineage: Eukaryota; Fungi; Ascomycota; Eurotiomycetes; Chaetothyriales; Herpotrichiellaceae. The coding region runs from base 106 to 3966 and encodes 1286 amino acids. Gene Ontology annotation, cellular component: HDA1 complex. The transcript has a single exon. The record is from RefSeq and is a predicted model, not a curated record.